AGAGAAACGCCGCUCGCUCGGUUCGCCGCCUGGGUUUUUUCUUCUUUUUCCAGCCCCCUAGUCUCUGUGUGUCCAGUCCAAGUUCAGUUGCUUGCCAAGCUGCCGACCAGGACGGACGUGUUUUUAUCUUUCUCUCUCUCUCUCUGUGUGUAUCGGAGAAAAACCAGAAAAUAAAAAUUCCGACAAUCUUUUUAAACUUGGAAAGAAUUCGGCUCGACAAAUACAAACUUUUACCGCAGAGUGUGUGUAUAUGUGUGUAUGUGUGUAUCUGGUGGUGUUCAGUGGUGUGUUUUGUUGUUGUUGGUGAGCCUGUUUUCAUCUCAUCCAGUGUGUUUGUGUGUCUGUUUUCCAGUGGGUUUCUGUUUCGGAAGAAGAAUAUCUCCCAACGACACAGACUCUCUUUUUGAACGAAAAACACACACACAAAACACACACGCACAGACGGACAUUCGGUGGGUUUUUUAACUCCAUGGGAUACAUUUGAAAGACGAAGAAUUCGCGCGCCUGGCGAAAGUGAGCGAGCGAAAAAAGAGAGAAACAAAAAUCGCGCAUCAUUCAUUUCAAUAUGAACGACAUGAUGGAGACUUGUUUCAGCUCCUCCGGUUCUUGCUGCAGUCGCCUGCGAAAACAAGGAUGCAACGCCUCCAGGAUCACGACCGGAAACACCUCACGCUGCUUGAUGGUCCUUCUCUUCCUAUCGGCAUUCAUCGGCGGAAUGGGAGCGGCUCCAGCGCAACAAGACGAAUCGAUCGCGACGGACGUCUCCGUCCUUUGCAGCGAGUGCCCGGCUGGUACGGGCGUUGCCCGACUCUGCACCAUCAAAGGCCAAGGUGCGAAUCCUUUUGCGGCCGCCCAGAAUGUGACCGAGGACCAAGAUGAAGAAGAAGAAGAAGAGGAAGAAGAAAUGGCGACCAAGUGCGAGCCCUGCGUGAACGGUGCCACGUUCAGCGACUCGGCCAGCCGUCACUCGCCGUGCCGGGCGUGCCGGACGUGCCCGGCCCACAGUCGAGUCAAGCGCGAGUGCAACGCCACUCACGACACCGAGUGCGAGUGCGAUCGCGAUCAUUACCAGGAGAUCAGCUACCAACAACAACAGCAGACGGUGGUCACGAACGAUUUGGUCGACCAAGGCGUCGAUGAGUCGUCGGGAGUAGCCCCGACAACGACGACGCCUCACGCCAGACACCGGCACGGAGCGUCCAUCCAUCAGCUACAGCCACAACAACAACAGCAACAACCGUCCGAACAACAGCCGGUGAUGAGCUGCAAGUCGUGCGAUUUGUGCCCUCACGGCUACGGGGCUGCUCGUGCCUGUUCCUCGACUCACAACACGAUCUGCCGCAAGUGCCCGACGUCGACCUACAGCUCCGUCCUCAGCGCCACUCACGGCUGCUCCGUCUGCACCGUCUGCCGCGACGACCAGGUCACGCUCAACGAGUGCACGCCCAUCCAGGACACUGUCUGCGCAGAUAAAGACAUGGGACAUCCUAGCCGACGUGUCAUCACGAAACCUUUGGAUCCGGUUGUCCACCAACAGGAAGAGGAAUACAACAAUGAAGGCAUCAUCUCCGUCUACUGUGCCAUACUGGGAGCCAUCGUUCUCGGACUGCUCAUCUACGUCGUGAUGAAGCAAUGGCGUCUGAGAAAAGCGGCCAACAAGUUGGCUCACUUUCACGAUCCGGCGAGGGGACAUCACGGCAGUUCGGCGACUGUUCCGCUCAACGGAACAGCUGGCGGACACCACCACCACCAGCACGCCAACAACGAAUUUUGCGGCGGCUCCAAAUCGCCGACUGGCGGCCACAAAUUCGAGUGCGAGAUCUCGCCCAGCUCCAGCAGCCGACGGCUGCAACAGCCGGCCCUGCACGGGCAGGGCGGAUCGGAAGGCGGGUCACGCGGAUCAAGAGGCUCCGACUCGGAAUUCAAUGCCGGAAUUGCGGCGCCCGGUAGCGACGGUUACGGCCGCGAUCUCAAGCCGAUUACUCAAGACACGCGUCUGAGGGAAAUCUGCACGGCCAAGCGGCGUGAGAUGGAGGCCAUGUUGAACGCCCGUCGAGAUCAUCACGACUGGAAAGCGCUGGCCCGCGAUCUCGGUUACACAUCGACCCGCAUCGCCUCGUUCGAACAGCGGGCCAUUGAGAAACAGACGGGACCGACUCGGCAUCUGUUCGGCGACUGGGCCAAGCGCGAGGACUCGACCGUCGAGAAUCUGGUCUCCUCCCUGUGCAACAUUGGCCGGCACGACGUCACCCUGCUCCUAAUGCCGCCGUUCAACCAAGAGAAUCAUCAGCUGACGACGACGAAUAAUACGACGUCAUCGUCGCAUCCAUCCCGUCCGGCUCACACAACGUCCAGCCUGCCGAGAACGACCGCGACAACAGCCCGCUGUUACAAGCCCAUCAGCGUCGUCUAAUCUCUCGUCCUCGAUGUAUAUAAACCAUCCUCUCUCUCCCACACCUAGCUCCUUUAUAAUAUAUGCACAUAAUAUCUGAACAAUGAACAGCUGUACAUACAAAAAAAGUAAACUUCUUUCGAAAUAACUUGACCAAGACAACACCACCGCUCUCUUUUUUUACUUUGGCAGUCAUUUGGUUUUUUUGGUUUUUUGAAAAUUUCGUUUCAAACUUUCAUUUCUUCUUUGAUGUACAUAUUUUUUUAAAUAAUUAUAUAUUAUAUGAAGAAGAUGAUAUGGGUCUGUCAUAAUCUAAGGUUUCCCAGAUGGGGGCGUGCGUCUUGUAUCUGUGGGUGGUUGUGUAAGUUAAAACGGGGCGACAUUCAAAUUUUUGGUUCUUAUUUGGCGCCGUCGCUAUUUAAAAAUAGAAACUGUAACAAACAUCAGAGACUAUAUAUCCCUGAUAUUAUUUUACCCCCACCAUUCAACCCUUUUUAUAUACACAUGCUCUGUCUUCUUGUAUAAUCGUAUUUCCAGCUCAUGUUUCUAUCCGUUUCGUAAUAACGACGUCCCCCCAUUUUAAUUUUAUCGAGUUGAAAAUCAAAGAGUUCUCCUUUCGAAGGAGAUCACGUGAUACGUCCAGCCCCACCCACGAGUAUUAAAAUUAUUAUCAAAAAUCAAGAAGCGAUGAUGAGAAAUUUUCCUUUUUUUUUCUUUCCUUUUUUUUUUCGUUCAGAAAUUAAUGGUGGAAAUAAUGCAAUGUUAGCAUGUCAUUAUAUCGUUAAAUUGGUUAAAGGGAAAAGAAAAAAAGGAAAAAAAGAAGGCCAAUGAGGAAAGAAAACCGUCAAGAAAAUGAGGUCAUUACGAUUUAUGCGACCUUAAAUAGAGCCGACCGCUGUACAUAUUUUUUCUCUCUCUCUCUCUCUCCUUUGCAUGUACAAAACUAUUCGAAAUGUUCGUACACAAACACACAAGACACGUAUAUAACUCGGACAUGUGCAGACGUGUACUUUUUAUAUAGUUAUAGAUAUUAUUAUAUUGUGUGUGAGUGUGUGUGUGACGCUGCUGUAUCUUUUAUAAAUUGCGUGUUUUUAUCUUCUUCUUUCUCUCGAGAAAUAAGGAAGAAAAAAACAAACAACCAAAUUGAGUUACGUGUGUUUGUUUGUUUGUUUUUUGUGCCAGAUAUUGCAUGCCAGAUUCGAAUAAAAACACCCCUGUGAGUUUGACUUGAAAA
Daphnia pulex (common water flea) is the source of this 3626-nucleotide messenger RNA. Its product is annotated as tumor necrosis factor receptor superfamily member 16-like. The transcript is spliced from 6 exons. The coding region runs from base 566 to 2413 and encodes 615 amino acids. Gene Ontology annotation, molecular function: nerve growth factor binding; coreceptor activity; death receptor activity. Gene Ontology annotation, cellular component: plasma membrane; cell surface. NCBI's taxonomy places the organism in Eukaryota, Metazoa, Arthropoda, Branchiopoda, Diplostraca, Daphniidae. Gene Ontology annotation, biological process: Rho protein signal transduction. The record is from RefSeq and is a predicted model, not a curated record.